GAAUAGAUGAACCCCCCAAACAAGAAUUAGGAGUAUAUAAGAAGAACACCAUUGUUUCUUUCUCUCUGCAUGUUGUUGAGCUCUGAACAUACAUACAUACAUACAAAUUAGUAUUACAAAAAAUUACAGCUAAGUUUUUAUCUGAUAUGGCUCCUCCAAGUUUACUUGAAACAGCGACAGUUGUAGAGAAAAUGGUAACUAGAAAUGUGGAUCUUCGGUCAGACACGGUGACAAAGCCAACUGAGGCAAUGAGGGCUGCUAUGGCAAGUGCUGAAGUUGACGAUGAUGUUCUUGGCUAUGAUCCAACAGCUUUACUCUUGGAGACAGAGAUGGCAAAGAUGAUGGGAAAGGAAGCAGCUCUUUUUGUUCCAUCAGGGACUAUGGGGAACCUUAUUUGUGUUCUUGUUCAUUGUGAUAUUAGGGGGAGUGAAGUUAUUCUUGGAGACAAUUGCCAUAUCAAUAUUUAUGAGAAUGGUGGUAUUUCAACUAUCGGCGGUGUACAUCCGAGACAGGUCAAAAAUAACGAUGAUGGAACUAUAGACAUUGAUUUGAUUGAGGCUGCCAUUAGAGAUCCUAGGGGGGAGCUAAUGUUUCCAUCAACGAGGCUUAUUUGCUUGGAAAACAGUCAUGCAAACUCGGGUGGAAGAUGUCUCUCAGUUGAAUACACAGAUAGAGUUGGAGAGGUUGCUAAGAAGCACGGAUUGAAGCUUCACAUUGAUGGAGCCCGUAUUUUUAAUGCAUCAGCUGCACUCGGUGUUCCUGUGGAUAGGCUUGUCGAAGCCGCUGAUUCAGUUUCAGUUUGCCUAUCUAAAGGUAUAGGUGCUCCAGUUGGAUCUGUUAUUGUUGGUUCCAAGAACUUCAUCACCAAGGCUAAGCGACUCCGGAAAACCUUGGGUGGUGGAAUGAGACAGAUUGGCAUCCUUUGUGCUGCUGCACUUGUUGCCUUAAAGGAAAAUGUUGGAAAGCUGGAAAGUGAUCACAAGAAAACUAGACUUUUGGCUGAUGGAUUGAAUGAAAUUAAAGGACUCAGAGUUAAUCCCUGCUCUAUUGAGACCAAUAUAAUAUUUAUUGACAUUGUGGACGGCUCACGGACUACAACAGAAAAGAUAUUCAAGUACUUGGAAGAACGUGGCAUCCUUCUGAUGCAAGAAAAGGCAUCAAGAUUGAGAGUUGUCCUCCACCACCAAAUUUCAGCAAGUGAUGUGCAAUACACUUUGUCAUGCUUUCAGCAAGCUGUACAAAUUGAAAAUGGCAACUAGUGGAAAAAUAGCACUUUGCUGGCGAAUUAUUGGUUCAUCACAGGGGAAAUCCGAAUUCCAUUUGUCUUUGUUUAUUUUGUUUUAUUUUAUAUGUAUUGUGAUGAACGAACAAGGAUUUACAUGUUCUAUGAUAUGUCCCUAUUAUGAAUUGUUUUGACUUCAACCUUGUGGGUCAUUGAUAAUGUACAAUUAUUAAGAUGUUCAUAAUAGCUUCCUAUCCUACCUAAGGAACUCUGACAUCA
Medicago truncatula (barrel medic) is the source of this 1501-nucleotide messenger RNA. RefSeq names its product probable low-specificity L-threonine aldolase 1. The transcript is spliced from 11 exons. Gene Ontology annotation, cellular component: cytosol. The coding region runs from base 147 to 1259 and encodes 370 amino acids. Gene Ontology annotation, molecular function: L-allo-threonine aldolase activity. Gene Ontology annotation, biological process: glycine biosynthetic process; L-threonine catabolic process. Lineage: Eukaryota; Viridiplantae; Streptophyta; Magnoliopsida; Fabales; Fabaceae. The record is from RefSeq and is a predicted model, not a curated record.